ACAGCAUUCUUUCAUGUCAUAAAUCUGUACUUCAAGAAACGUGAUCACAAACCUGGUUGGCAAUUAACCUUGUGAUUAAUAUGUUUCAUCGAAUGAAAUCUUUCAGAUUCAGCAUAUCACCAACUUUUGAUCUUUGUUUGGCCUAUAAAUACCAUUGGCAAACAGGAGUCCCAUUGCAUCCAAAACUAUUCCAAGCAAACUCUUCCAGUUUUCUGUUUUUCUCAUCUUCUGCUUCCCCUGUGUAGAGCACAGUAGAGGUUCCAUCAGCUUGCUCUCAUGGCGUUCCAAACCCAAGGAUCCAACCUGAGGGCAUUGCUCGUUGAGGACAUCAAAGUGAACCGCAUGAUCCUGUCGCAGAUGCUGCGCAAAUUCCAAGUUGAAACCACUGUGGUUCAGAAUGGAAAAGAAGCUGUUGAACUAUUCCUUGGAGGAGAAACAUUUGAUAUUGUUUUGACUGACAAUCUUAUGCCCAUCAUGACUGGUCCUGAGGCAAUAUCCAAGAUCCGUGCCAUGGGUGCUACUGAUGUGAUGAUUGUUGGAGUCUCAGUUGACGCCAACAGCAUGGAAGAGUUCAAAGAUGCUGGUGCUGAUCUAUGUGUGCCCAAGCUGAAGCUUGAGAUUCUAGAGCACAUCCUUCAGGAGACCAGGAGCAAGAAGAACAAGAGCAGCGCUUAGGUUUCAGAAGAAAAUCAAGGGACUAUCUGUCAUCAUUUAGUGUCAUGGUUGUUAUCUUAUAAGAAUUUAGGUUUCAUGGUUGAUUAAUGCCUGGUUUGGUGUGAGUUCUGAUCCUUUUAGUUAUGGUUGUUGUCUUGUCAUCAUCUUUUUUAGAGUCAUGGUUUGUCUUAAAAUUUUAGAUUCAUGUUUGAUUUAUGCAUGGUUUGGUUGUAAUCCUCUCGGAACAAGUUAAAGUUAUCAAGAAUUUAUUAUUGAUGCUCA
Messenger RNA from Oryza sativa Japonica Group (Japanese rice), 936 nucleotides. NCBI's taxonomy places the organism in Eukaryota, Viridiplantae, Streptophyta, Magnoliopsida, Poales, Poaceae. The record is from RefSeq and is a predicted model, not a curated record.